AUGCCUGGAUCCGGACCCAAGACGAUCGCCUUCCUCGGCGCCACUGGUGGCUGCGGCUUCUCGGCCCUCCGACGCGCCAUCGAGGCCGGCCACAACUGCAUCGCGCUUUGCCGCUCUCCAGCGAAGCUCGAGGCCAAGCUCGACGAGUUCUUCCCUGAGCGGCCGACGAACCUGGUGAUCCGCGAGGGCAACGCCCAUCAUGUCGCCGCCGUGGCCUCGUGCCUGCUCGUUCCGCCACCGCCACCGUCACCGUCGAUUUCGUCGUCUCAGCGGCAGUCGGAAAAGCGGCUCGUCGACGCCGUUCACUUCUCCGUCGGCGGCACCGUCAGCUUCCCCUCCUUCAGCAUGGACGACCCGGACGUUUGCAAGAAGGCGGCCAAGGCGCUGCUCGACGCCCUCGACACCCUCCGCAACGACGACGGCGCCACGGGUCGACCGCUACUCGUCGUCAUCAGCACCACCGGCAUCUCGACUCUCGGCCGCGACGUGCCGAUACCCCUCGUGCCCUUCUACCACUAUGCCCUGCGCGUGCCUCACGAGGACAAGCGCGUCGUCGAGAAGACCCUCUUCGCCUGCCAGGAGCGCUUUGUCCUCGUCCGUCCCAGCCUUCUCAACGACAGUUCCAGGACCGACCGGCCGGUCCGCGUUCAUGUCGAGGGACCAGCAACUGGCAUCGAGCGUUGCGAGAUUGGAUACUUCAUCUCCCGCAACGAGGUCGGCCGCUGGACCUUUGACAACCUGCUGGAAAAGGCCGAUGAGCAGAUCGAGUACGAGGGCAAGGCCGUCGGCCUGACCUGGUAG
Drechmeria coniospora is the source of this 801-nucleotide messenger RNA. RefSeq lists its product as uncharacterized. The transcript has a single exon. The record is from RefSeq and is a predicted model, not a curated record. NCBI's taxonomy places the organism in Eukaryota, Fungi, Ascomycota, Sordariomycetes, Hypocreales, Ophiocordycipitaceae. Bases 1 to 801 code for a protein of 266 amino acids.